Molecule: messenger RNA, 1773 nt
Organism: Cotesia congregata
Lineage: Eukaryota; Metazoa; Arthropoda; Insecta; Hymenoptera; Braconidae
Source: the annotation of a GenBank genome assembly
AUGGCUGAUGAACAUAAACCGCAAGCUGAUGCUACAGAUACUGGCUCAUCUUCAACAAAAACACUCUACGAAUUGAGUGUUUGUCGUGUUGCAGACAGAUUUACAAACUUGAAAAAAUAUCUUAUUUGUUUACCCGAGAAUAUUCUCUUCGACGUUUACUAUGAGUUGUAUAAAAAAAAUAAAUUAUGUCUACUUGGAGCCGAGUUCAACAAUUUAGAUACCUUUUCAAAGAUGCUAAGGGUCAGAAACAAAAGGAUUCAAUUAUUCCAAGUUUUUCAGGCCCUGAUGGAUCACGGGACAAAAAUUGACAACGAAUUGGCAAUAAGUUACAAUGUAUGCUGCUUAGAAAUAAAAAAAAAAUCAAACUGCCAAGCGAACAUAAUAGAUCUCGGACUUAAACUCGGAAGUUUUUUGAGCGACGCUGGAUGGUACGCAGAAAGUACAAAAGUUUUAUUAUCCUGCAGAGAUUUAUGUAUCAGCGAGAGCGAAACAUCAGAAAAUUGGUGUCGUACGUUGGACUGUUGUCAUAAAUUACUUCGAGCCCAAGCAGCUUACUGUGCAUUUAAAGAUGCUGCGGAGACACACGAGCUGGCACUAUAUACAAUUAAAAAAUUACAGGACGCUGGUUAUAAAGAUUGCAAUCACGCAGCUCUUUACGCAGAAUUCAGUGUAUUUUUUUUCAUGAGAAGUGAAUAUAAUCAGGCUUACGGGUGGAGUGUCGCGGCAUUGAAAGAAUUAAAACCAACAUUACCGCCACGUAUUACAAUAGACGUGUUACGUCAGGCUGCUAAAUCAUGCGUUGUUAAGCGGGAGUUUAAAAAAGCCGGUUUGCUAAUACGUCAGGCGGUAUAUCUGGCACGAGAAGUAUUUGACAAAAAUCAUCCCAAAUUUUGUGAUGUUCUUAUAGACUACGGAUUUCAUUUAUUAAAUUUUGAUAGCAUUACUAAUAGUGUUCAUGUUUAUCAAAAUGCUCUGCAAAUACGAGAACAAAUAUUUGGACGGACUAAUUUACAUGUCGCUAUUGCUCACGAAGACUUGGCGUACGCACUCUAUGUACGUGAGUACAGUUCUGGUAGAUUUACUAAGGCGCGGGAACACGUCGAGAGAGCUAUUGACAUAAUGGAAAAACUUUUACCGUACGAGCACUUGAUGUUGGCCAGCGCGAAGCGUGUCAAGGCGCUGAUAUUGGAAGAAAUAGCGCUCGAUAACGAGCAGGACAAUGGUGCGACGUCGAAUAAAGAUUUGUUACUGGAAUCCGAGUACCUGCAUCUCUCAGCUCUGCGUCUUGCCCAGACGGCUUUCGGGGAGCGAAAUGUACAAACGGCUAAGCAUUACGGGAAUUUAGGUCGGCUCUAUCAAAGCAUGAGUCGAUUUCAGGAAGCUGAAGAGAUGCAUUUAAAAGCCAUAAGCAUAAAGGAAGAACUACUGGGCUCCAACGACUACGAAGUUGGAUUAAGCAUCGGACAUUUGGCUUCGCUUUAUAAUUUUCAUAUGGAUCGUUAUCGUGACGCGGAAAAACUCUACUACCGCAGCAUUGCCAUUAAUCUUAAGUUAUUCGGUAAGAGUUACAGCGGACUGGAAUACGAUUACCGGGGUUUAUUGCACGUGUAUGAAAAAUUACACGAGUACGACAAACUUUUGGAGUACAGAGACACUUUAAUUUGUUGGAAUGACUUGAGAAAACAGUACAAUCAGUCCGAGCACUCGCCGAUUGACUUAAACGAAUGCCCUCAACCCAUUGAAAAUGUGAUAAAAACAUUUUUUUCGAUGUAA